Messenger RNA from Marmota monax (woodchuck), 2428 nucleotides. RefSeq names its product NAD synthetase 1 (gene Nadsyn1). Gene Ontology annotation, cellular component: cytoplasm. Bases 120 to 2240 code for a protein of 706 amino acids. Gene Ontology annotation, biological process: NAD+ biosynthetic process. The transcript is spliced from 21 exons. Gene Ontology annotation, molecular function: ATP binding; NAD+ synthase (glutamine-hydrolyzing) activity; glutaminase activity. The record is from RefSeq and is a predicted model, not a curated record. Lineage: Eukaryota; Metazoa; Chordata; Mammalia; Rodentia; Sciuridae.
CGGGGAGGUCAGAGAGGGGCGGUCCGGAAGGGCAGGCGCCAGGGCUGCCUGUCCAGCUUGGAGGACAGCGGGACCUGCCGCCCUCCGGCCGGCCUCCCUCCUGAGUGACUGCGGCCACGAUGGGCCGGAAGGUGACCGUAGCCACCUGCGCCCUCAACCAGUGGGCCCUGGACUUCGAGGGCAAUUUGCAAAGAAUUUUAAAGAGUAUUGAAAUUGCUAAAAACAGAGGAGCAAGAUACAGGCUUGGACCUGAGCUGGAAAUCUGUGGCUACGGGUGUUGGGACCACUACUACGAGUCGGACACCCUCCUGCAUUCGCUCCAAGUGCUGGCGGCCCUCCUGGCGUCUCCGGUCACCCAGGACAUCAUCUGUGACGUGGGGAUGCCCGUGAUGCACCGCAAUGUCCGCUACAACUGCCGAGUCAUCUUUCUCAACAGGCGGAUCCUGCUCAUCAGACCCAAGAUGGCCCUGGCCAACGAGGCCAACUACCGGGAGCUGCGCUGGUUCACCCCGUGGUCCAGGAGCCGGCACACAGAGGAGCACUUCCUCCCUCGGAUGCUGCAGGACCUGACUCAGCAGGAGACGGUGCCAUUUGGAGAUGCGGUGCUGGCCACCCAGGACACCUGCAUUGGGAGCGAGAUCUGCGAGGAGCUCUGGACACCACACAGCCCACACGUGGACAUGGGCCUGGACGGCGUGGAGAUCAUCACCAACGCCUCAGGAAGCCACCAUGUCCUGCGCAAAGCCCACGCCAGGGUGGACCUGGUGACCAUGGCCACCACCAAGAACGGCGGGAUCUACCUGUUGGCCAACCAGAAGGGCUGCGAUGGCGACCGGCUGUACUACGACGGCUGUGCCCUGAUCGCCAUGAACGGGGGCAUCUUCGCCCAGGGGUCCCAGUUCUCGCUGGACGACGUGGAGGUGCUGACGGCCACCCUGGACCUGGAGGACGUCAGGAGCUACAGGGCAGAGAUCUCCUCCCGAAACCUGGCGGCCAGCAGGGUGAGCCCCUAUCCCAGAGUGAAGGUGGACUUUGCCCUCUCGUGCCACGAGGACCUGCUGCAGCCCGUCUCUGAGCCCCUGGAGUGGAAAUACCACAGGCCGGAGGAGGAGAUCAGCCUCGGACCCGCCUGCUGGCUCUGGGAUUUCUUGAGGCGAAGCCACCAGGCCGGGUUUCUCCUGCCCCUGAGCGGUGGCAUGGACAGUGCGGCCACUGCCUGCCUCGUCUACUCCAUGUGCUUCCAGGUCUGCGAGGCCGUGAGGGACGGAAAUCAGGAAGUGCUGGCCGAUGUCCAGGCCAUCUUGAACCAGAACAGCUACAUUCCCCAGGACCCCCGGGAGCUCUGUGGACGCCUGCUGACCACCUGCUACAUGGCCAGCGAGAACUCCUCCCAGGAGACCUGCAGCAGGGCCAGAGAGCUGGCCCAGCAGAUCGGAAGCCACCACAUCAGCCUCAACAUGGACCCAGCUGUGAAGGCCAUCUUGGGCAUCUUCCGCCUGGUGACGGGGAAAAGUCCUCUAUUUGCAGUUCAUGGAGGAAGCAGCAGGGAAAACCUGGCCCUGCAGAAUGUGCAGGCUCGGAUCAGGAUGGUCCUCGCCUACCUGUUUGCUCAGCUGAGCCUCUGGUCCCGGGGCGCCCGUGGGGGGCUUCUCGUGCUCGGAUCUGCCAACGUGGAUGAGAGCCUCCUCGGCUACCUCACCAAGUACGACUGCUCCAGCGCAGACAUCAACCCCAUAGGGGGGAUCAGCAAGACGGACCUGAGGGCCUUCGUCCAGUUCUGCAUGGAGCGCUUCCGGCUUCCCGCCCUGCAGGGCAUCCUGUGUGCACCGGCCACCGCGGAGCUGGAGCCCUUGGCCAACGGACAGGUGUCCCAGACGGAUGAGGAGGACAUGGGGAUGACAUACACGGAGCUCUCUGUGUUCGGGCGGCUCAGGAAGAUUGCCAAGAUGGGCCCCUACAGCAUGUUCUGCAAGCUGCUCAACAUGUGGAGAGACACCUGCACACCUCGGCAGGUGGCCGACAAGGUGAAGCGGUUUUUCUCGAGGUACUCCCUGAACAGGCACAAGAUGACCACGCUCACACCCGCUUACCACGCAGAGAACUACAGCCCUGACGACAACAGGUUCGACCUGCGGCCCUUCCUGUACAACACGCGCUGGCCCUGGCAGUUCCGGUGCAUAGAGGACCAGGUCCUGCAGCUGGAGAAGAGAGCACAGAAGGACCUCGACGGCCUGGACUGACGGACAGCACCUGCCAGAGGCCUCCCUCCCCGCAGCUCACUGUGACGCUGGCAUCACUGUGACCAAGGACAGGGACACUCCCCACCUGGAGCCACUUGGCAAAUCAGCCUUGAUCGUUUUAAAGGCAGAGGGAACUUUCAAUCUGAUUCCUCUAAAAGAAGCUGAAAUAAAGCCAUCGGAGCCAGUUA